GAAGACCAAAAGGAACAAUCAAUGAUAUGAAAAGAGUGCAAUAGAGAGGAACGAGGAACUACGAAAACAACAGAAUAUGGGCAGUCAGUGAUGGUCUCUCUUUCCUUGUCUAGAGUCACCGGCAUGGCAAUUCCCUCGUUCACUCCUCAUCACUCGCUUCACCAUAUUCACUGCCAUUUUGAUUCUCCAUAACACCAUCGCCCACUAAAAUAUAUAUAAAGAUGGUUUCCCCCUCGUCCGCCUUAUCCGCUCAUAGGCGCGCUCUAGACGAGAGAGAUCGAGCCGUCUGGGGUAAGCGGUUUGAUUCGAAACCAGUCCGCCCAGCUACCGCCGAAUUGGACAUCGAAUACAAUGAACUCAUACUCUCCUGGAAGGCGUUUCAGGACAAUCUCGCCGCGCCCCACGACCAGACCGACUUCUUCCCGCACCCUCAAAAUCCCCGCGAUGUUAUUGCCCGUGUCCGGAGCAUCCAGUCUGCUUGGAUUGCCAGUCCCCAGAAACACUUCUUCAGUACCGCCAUGAAGCUCUGUGAUCGGUUCCUGGUCACCAUGGACUCUCAUUCUGCCCUGCUCACCAUCCUCCCGGAUCACGAAUGCUAUGCGUCUCUCUUUUACGGUGUUUUACAAUCGGUCUUCAAGGCAUCUGCAAACUAUCCCAAGAUCAUCGACGGUCUGUUGAAAGCCCUGGUCAAGGUCAACGAAUCCAUCUGUUUGCCCGGAAAGAACCCCUCCGAUGCCGUCGAAAAUAUGACAUCCCGAGUCGUCCGAUUUUACUCUCUCGUUUUCUUCCUCUUGGCCGAGUUUAUGGACUGGUAUGUGCGACGGGCCAAGUGUCGUUUGCUGAAAAGCCCCAAUCACGAGCCCUACGCCCAUCUCGAAAAUCUCGUCUGUACUGUUCGCUCCCGAGGACUCGAUAUCAUGCGUGAAUUCACCGACGGAUUGAACUUGGAGGACCGUGGAUGUGCAAAGAAACGUCGAACCAUGCAAGCUAAUGCUUCGUAUCUAUGGGAAGAAGCUCGCAUCCGCCAGGUGGGCCUGCAGGGGAAGGACCGUCACGUCGCCGCUCAGAACACCAUCAUUCGUCAUUUGAUUUGGGAUUUGCAGGACGAUGACGCUCAACGGAGCCGCAUGAGAGAGGAUCGAGAGUUUCUCCUGUGCAAAUGGCUCGGUACGGCCAAUGGUCAGUUGCAUCCAGUCGGUGAACAGAAAAGUGGCAUUGCUUGUUUGACCACUACUCCUUCACAAGACCUAGCUACAUCUCGAUUCGAUUGGUCCUACGGUUCCCGGCGCAAAUACACUCGAGUCGAAUUUCAAUACGCAUCCGCACAUUUGCAGAAUCACUUUGACAAUGACGACCAGAUAGUCCACUUCGAACCUGAUGUCGAAGUCGUGACAGAAGCCAACGUCUUGUCCUCCUUGAGUCAGUGGGGUACGGGCUCCAAUUCGCAAGUGCUGGCCGUAGGAGGCUCCCCGACUACCGCCUUUCCCAGUCCUGUCGCUUUGAUUUCCGCUUGCUACGCCUUUUAUGCCCGCGAGGCAAAGCUGCCGGUGAUUUCGCACUUUUGCACCUUACCACUUGAGACCCGAGAAAACGUGACGCCGUUCGAACAAGGAUUGCUCGCCCUCGCUUACAGCCUGAUUCGCCAGCUGGUCGAUUGCUUGCCGCCAGUGGUAGACAGCAAUGUCGCUUGUCAUCUCAACUGCGAGCGAUUUCGAUUCCUGAACGACACCCUUGGAUGUUGGAAGGAGGUGUUAUCCCUGAUCGACUGUCUGUUGUCUCUUGCCCCUCCGCUUUUGGUUUGCGUGAUUGAUGGUCUGGACGUACUUCAAGAUGAUUCGACUGAUGUCUACAUUCGGUCUCUGGUACGAGUUCUUUUGACACACACGCGACACGAAACGAUGGAGAUGCCUGAUGGGAAGCACGGUCAACGAGUCUUACUCAAGGUGCUGUUUACUGUGGCCGGACGACCGAGCUCACUGGUGGAAACUCUGUCGGAAAACCUGCACAUUCUCACCGAAUCGAAUCGAGUUGAUCCGACGCUUUUAGCAGAUGACCCGGCUUUGAUUUCCGAUCCUUCUGUUGUUAUGAAUGCAUGAUUCUUUUCCUGGUUAGUAUUAUUACGGUUUGGGUGCGGUUUGUCGUUCUUUAUGAUGGAUUACAUGGACUUGUAUAGUGUAAUGAUUAGUAUAGUUAAUAGACUUGGUCGUUUGGAGUAUCGACAG
Molecule: messenger RNA, 2222 nt
Organism: Aspergillus glaucus CBS 516.65
Lineage: Eukaryota; Fungi; Ascomycota; Eurotiomycetes; Eurotiales; Aspergillaceae
Exons: 4
Coding region: 222-2096 (624 amino acids)
Source: RefSeq, a predicted model, not a curated record